UGUUUACGUUGUUCAUGUGACGGUGCCGUUUACAGCCUAGCGGUUUGUAUAAUCAGCUGAUAAACUCAACAUAAAACUCGAGGACUGUGCAAAAUGUCUAAUAAUCGUGAUAAGAUGCACAAGAUGUUAAUAAACGCUUCACAAACGCUUGUAGUAAUCUUGGCGUGUCGGAAAACACCUAACCUUCUCAGUUUACAAGAGGGAUUAGCUGAAGGCCAGCUGACCCCAGCGUGCUCCACCACUGGCUGGAGCCUGGAGUAAAAUGGAGGCCACAUGCUGGGAUGUGAUGUUGGGGAUCCUCCAGGUGUGGUUGUGUGUACUCAUGGGACUCAUCGUGUUCCCUGCUAUGUUUGGGGUCUCACUGGGCUUCACUGAUGUCUACAUUAAAGUGCUUGUCAAAACACUAGAGUGGGCCACUCGGAGGAUCCAGAGAGGGCAAAAGGAACAGCUUGAACUGCCAGCACAUCUCCCCAAUGGAAUUAUCCAGAGGAAUGAUGGCUCUAUGGAAGAAGAGAUUGAGGACCUGCGGCGUUCUCAUCCAAAACCUCUAAAUGGAGGUGACUUUACACUCUCUGAUGUCUUUUAUUUUUGCAAGAAGGGUGUUGAGUGCAUCAUGGAGGACGAAGUCACUCAGCGAUUCACAUCCGAAGAGCUGGCCUCCUGGAACCUUCUGACUCGUACCAACAACAACUUCCACUUCAUCAGCGUGCGACUCACCAUCAUAUGGGGUCUGGGCGUAUUCAUCCGCUAUUGUAUCCUCCUGCCACUCAGGGUGACCUUGGCUGUUAUUGGACUGAGUUGGCUGGUGAUUGGCACAUCGCUUGUAGGUCUGCUACCCAGCAGCAGUGUGAAAGACUGGAUCAGUGAUCUGAUUCACAUUACAUGCUACAGGAUCUGUGCCAGAGGACUGUCAGCCACCAUCCGCUACCACAAUAAAGAAAAUCGUCCGAAGAAAGGGGGAAUUUGUGUAGCAAACCACACCUCUCCAAUCGACAUUGUAAUUUUGGCGAAUGAUGGAUGUUAUGCCAUGGUAGGUCAGGUUCAUGGUGGAAUGAUGGGGGUCAUUCAGAGGGCGAUGGCACGAUCCUGCCCACACGUGUGGUUUGAGAGGUCAGAGAUGAAGGACCGCCAUGCAGUGGCCAGAAGAUUGAGAAAUCAUGUUGCUGACAAAACCAAGCUGCCUAUUCUUAUCUUCCCAGAGGGAACUUGCAUCAAUAACACCUCUGUCAUGAUGUUUAAAAAGGGAAGUUUUGAAAUUGGAGGCACAAUUUAUCCUGUAGCAAUAAAGUAUGACCCCCAGUUUGGAGAUGCUUUCUGGAACAGUGCAAAGUACAACAUGGUGAGCUACCUCCUCAGGAUGAUGACCAGCUGGGCCAUAGUGUGUAACGUCUGGUACCUUCCACCUAUGACUCGACAGGAAGGAGAGGAUGCUGUACACUUUGCCAACAGAGUAAAAUCAGCUAUAGCACUGCAGGGGGGACUCGUGGAUCUAUUCUGGGACGGAGGCUUGAAGCGAGAGAAGGUGAAGCAGUCAUUUAAAGAGGAGCAACAGAAGAUGUACAGCAGUAUGAUUGUAGGACAGGACUGAAAGUCACACAUCCGUUAAUGUCGAUAUUCUCUGGACUCAGAGUGAACCUGAGUUGACCGUUAGAUAGGAUCAAUGUCAAAUAGUCCUUUUUAUAGCCUUUUAUAACCCCAUGACUGGGAUUUUAUUCAAGAUGUCUGAUCAUAUCAGGUCAAUUCUCUGUAUCUACUCUGUAUGUUUUUAAAAGUAUCACUUCAGACAUAAGUCAUAUGCAGUUUUCCCACAUAGACUUGCAUAUAGUUGCUCCGAAUUAGCAGCAAUUUACACACUGGUGGUGAUCAUGUUUUAACCCUUUUUUGUAGAUGCAGAAACCCAGUGGAAACAUCAAUUCAUAAAUGCUUGUAUUUUCCAUUGGAAACUGUGUGUAGUGCCUUACUGAUUAAACAAGGUUAAAUAGAUUUUAUGUUAAAGUAAUGUUAUUCUGUUACUUAGAUUUUGUGAAACAAUUUCAGUCACCAGAGAGAUAUGAACCAAGUCUAAAACACCAAACCACAUCAGCACAUCUGUAUUGGGCUUUGAGAGACAAACUUGCACAAGGAAUGUUUGCUUUUUUUUUGCUACUUGAUUUGAUUUGUUGGGGUUACCUGUAUUUUCUUAUAAGUGCACUUACCAUGUUUAAUUCUUGCUAUUUCACUGUGGUUUGUCAGCAGUUCCAUUACAUCACAUCCUCCAUCCACUUUUUUAAAAAAUCCAUUUAUGGUUGUAUGUACAUGUCAUUUCUUUAAUACUGAAUGUGAUUUUUGUUUUUAGAGCACUUUGUAUUUUCUUAUUGAUUUUAAAUUCACUGCAUCCUGUCUGAAAUACUGCUCUCUGAUAUUCACACAAACUCUUCUUUUCACGGAAAAAUUCUUUCACGGACUUCUGUGAAAUGUUUGAAUUUCUUGUGGUGGUGUUUUUCCCAGAGCAUUUUAUAAAGCUUAUGUAAUAAAUACAUCUACCCUGUGA
This is a messenger RNA of Hemibagrus wyckioides, 2530 nucleotides long. RefSeq names its product glycerol-3-phosphate acyltransferase 3 (gene gpat3). Gene Ontology annotation, cellular component: endoplasmic reticulum. The record is from RefSeq and is a predicted model, not a curated record. The transcript has 13 exons. Gene Ontology annotation, biological process: triglyceride biosynthetic process. Gene Ontology annotation, molecular function: glycerol-3-phosphate O-acyltransferase activity. The coding region runs from base 263 to 1588 and encodes 441 amino acids. Lineage: Eukaryota; Metazoa; Chordata; Actinopteri; Siluriformes; Bagridae.